Aphis gossypii (cotton aphid) is the source of this 2262-nucleotide messenger RNA. Its product is annotated as cuticle protein-like. Bases 279 to 1325 code for a protein of 348 amino acids. NCBI's taxonomy places the organism in Eukaryota, Metazoa, Arthropoda, Insecta, Hemiptera, Aphididae. The transcript is spliced from 3 exons. Gene Ontology annotation, cellular component: extracellular matrix. The record is from RefSeq and is a predicted model, not a curated record.
GUAUAGUUAAAUAAUUUUAUUGAAAAUGGCAGCAAAUAUCCACCACACCUCUAUGCUGAGUAACCUUCGACGAGCCAAGGACUUAAUUGUCCAGAACACCACUGUCACUUGAAAAGUUGAAAAUCCAAUUUUACAAUCCAUAAUCCACACCCAUAAAUUCAUUAUUUUAUCAAAACAGUUAAAGAAAAUCGGGCCGUCUCUCCGCCGUCGCCGUCUCAACAUCUCUAAUACUACGUACGCCGUCCUCGUCAGUCACCCGCACCCGCCACAUAGUCAUCAUGCUGGUCAUCGUACCGUGUCUGCCGGCGUUGUUGCUGUUGUCGGCCGCCGUAGCCGCGCGAUCGGGUCAUUCCGUUCACGAUCCGAACGAAUAUUACAGCGAGCCCAACUACCAUUUCAACUACGGCGUCAAGGACUUGCACACGGGCGACCUGAAGAGCCAAUGGGAGCACCGGGAGGGCGACGUGGUCAAGGGUUCGUACAGCCUGAUGGAGCCGGACGGUUCCAUACGGACGGUCGACUACACGGCCGACAGCCACAACGGGUUCAACGCGGUCGUGUCCAAGAGCGGCCACAGCGUCCACCCGGCCAAACACCAGUCGCAGCAGAAGCAACGACAGCCGUCGGUGUUGCUACAGCAGACCGCUUACAGCAAGCAACCCGCGACCGUGGCGGAGGCGUACCUGCAGCAACCGCAGCAACAGCAACAGCACAAGCCGUCGUUCGUGGCGUACAAACAGCUGGCGCCGCCGUCCAAGUAUCCGCCGCCGUUCCUGUACCGCGGCUUCUACGGCAAGUCUUCGCCGACGGCCACCGCGGCCGCCGUCAACUACAUGGCGUACCCCAACCGACCGCUGCAGGACUCGGCCGCGGCCACGGCCACUCCCAAAUACUACGCAUCGGCCGCCUCCUCCGCCUCCGUAGCCGCUCCUAAGUAUUACGCCUCUCCCGCCUCCGCCUCCGCCGCCGCCGUCGCUCCUCAGUAUUACGCCGCCGCCGCUUCGCCGGCCGACUACGGCGACGACGUCCAAGGCAGGGCCGAAGCCGAAGCGGCCGCUCCUGAGUACUAUUACUACACGUCGGCGUCGACGCCCUCCGACGCGGAAUCGCUGGCGCCGUCCGCGACGCCGUCGCCAGACCCCGCCAAGUCGGGCCCCGUCCUGUUCCCGGCCGACAACGCGACCGCGUCGGCCGCCGACUCCACGUCGGACCGACCUGCCGCGCCGUCGCCCACGCCGAUCACUCUGCUCAAAUACGAACCGGCGGACGGCAACAACAACGCCGCGGGCCAACCUCUGUACGCCGACUACAACUAUUACGCGUAAUCGCAGUCGCGACGACGAUUAUUGUAAUGUAAUUAUUAUCGCCUCUCCCGUCUUCCUGCCAAAAAGAGAUUUUUUUUUUUUUAGACUUAUUUGCUCGUAUUAAUCGUGUGUAUAAUUAUUAUAUUUUAUUAUGUAUAGUCAUUGUGUGUACGGUACUCCCCGCCAUCGUUUCCCGACCCGAUCGUAAGGACGAGAUUUUAUUUCGGGAGCAGGACGAGUCCUUUUCCGAUCCGCCUUACUCGUUAUAUAUAUAUGCGAAAUCGCGUAAUUCAUCAUUUCAACAGACGAAAUUAUACGCGUGUCACGAUGUACUAUUAUUACACUGUACCUACAUAUAUAUCGUGAAAGUCCAGUUUUCAGAAAAAAAACCACAUGUUUGUAUAUGUAUAUAUAAUAUGAUUCAGUAAAAUAACACGUACGCGCUGUUGUAGGUACUUGUAAUAUUUGCUUUCUACGUAAUAUUCGAGUUAUGCGUGUAAUAAUUCUCGUCGUUGCUUCACUUUUCUACGUUUCGACCCAUACGAACUGUUUGAUUUUUUACUGUACAUCACAAUAAUUUUUCGAAUCAAAAAUACCGCCGCCUGCCAACAAACCACAAUAUAAUAUUAUUAUAUAAAUUAUAAUAACGCGUUCGUCGGACGAAACACUGCGCAUAUAUUAGGUAUAAUCAUAAUAUUAUACACCUUAGUGCAACCAAAUAUUUUUUAAUUAUAUUAUUUUGUGUAUUUUAGAUUUAGGACAUUACUAUAGUCUUUGUAACGAAGUGCAAUAUUUUAUUUGAUCUUUUUCGUGUUUAUUUAAUGUUAAUAUUAUAAUAUAUAUGUAUUCUUUUUAUAUAUUUAUAGUGCAUAAUAUUGUAGCGUAUUUAUAAUGUAAAACACACGUUUUAUGUGUAUAGUAAAUAAUUAUGAAUAUUUUUUUUUAAUAAAUAUUAAUU